AUGACAGCGACUUCUAAAAAAACAGACGUUGACGCUUCCUCGUCUGCGGCCGGAUCAGCAAUGGUGACCGUGCACGCCCUCUCCGCAGGGCACUUCUCCCUUCCCGAGUAUCAGUUUGUGCAUCCCUGCGACGAGGGCGCCCGCAACACCGUUCCUUCGCUCGCGUUCCUCAUCCAGCGUGAGGAUUCGUUGACGGGACAGACAACUCGCAUCGUGUUCGACUUGGGAGUGCGGCGAGAUACCGAGCGAUACUCGGAGCCGAUCCGGAAACAUAUAGAGACGAGGCAGCCGAUGAGCACGGAUCCGGAUGUCGUGAAGAGUCUGGCUGCGGGCGGUCUCACUCCGGAUGACAUUGACUACGUGAUUCUCUCUCAUGUGCACUGGGAUCACGUUGGAGAGCCCCGAGAUUUCCCUACAAGCCAGUUCAUCAUCGGCUCGGGUGGGAAGGAUCUGCUUCGGGGCAGUCCGUCUUCGCUCCGAGGGGGCCACUCCUUCUUCGAAGCCGAUCUGCUGCCCGAGGGUCGAAUGCACGAGCUUGCAGACCCUUCGCAUGAGGACCACGGCACGCCUCUCCCAGCGCAGGCCGGCCAGCCCAACUUUCGUGCACCCUGGACAGCUCAUCCGUCAGGUGUCUUUCCCCACGUGCUUGACAUAUUUCAAGACGGGAGCCUGUACAUUGUUGAUGCACCAGGUCACUUGCCAGGCCACAUCAACAUGCUGGCAAAGACCGGAGCCAGCACAAGCGUGUAUCUGGGGGGCGAUGCAUGUCACGACAGGAGAAUCAUCCGGAAGGAAAAGGAAAUCGGCACGUGGCCAGAUGCGGAGGGCCAUGUGUGCUGUAUCCAUGUAAGUCGGGAAAUGGCCGAGCAGACAAUUGAGCGGAUCAGGAGAGCCGAGGCGGAGGGAGUGGAGGUCAUUCUGGCGCAUGAUGUGGAAUGGGAGCGAGAUGCGAGGAACAGACUUCGCUUUUGGGGAGCGAAGUGA
Messenger RNA from Drepanopeziza brunnea f. sp. 'multigermtubi' MB_m1, 984 nucleotides. RefSeq lists its product as uncharacterized. The record is from RefSeq and is a predicted model, not a curated record. Lineage: Eukaryota; Fungi; Ascomycota; Leotiomycetes; Helotiales; Drepanopezizaceae.